Messenger RNA from Cannabis sativa, 2650 nucleotides. RefSeq lists its product as uncharacterized. NCBI's taxonomy places the organism in Eukaryota, Viridiplantae, Streptophyta, Magnoliopsida, Rosales, Cannabaceae. The transcript is spliced from 14 exons. Bases 134 to 2260 code for a protein of 708 amino acids. Gene Ontology annotation, cellular component: mitochondrial inner membrane. Gene Ontology annotation, biological process: intracellular monoatomic cation homeostasis. The record is from RefSeq and is a predicted model, not a curated record.
AGUAUUAAUAAAAACCUUUGCCUUUUCUCUCUCUCUCUAGACGUGUGAGUGUGAGUGUGUGCACCUCGAUGGUUACGCUCAAGCCUGAGUUAAAUGGCUCACAUUUUCUUCUAUUUCUUCUUUUCCAUUUUUUAUGGCUUUCCAUUUGUCUCUGCAAAUUACCCACUUCUAUCCCUCAAAAUGUAUUAGAUCAGGGAACAGGAAACAGAAUUCAGCUCUAUCUUCAAGCUGUAGAUCAAAGGAACAAAAAAAGUGUAGGCUUGUAAGAAAUAAUGUCUUGUUUGAGUUGGUUAGAUGUCACAAGCAGUUUUCAUCUCCAGCUACUGCUUAUUAUGCUGAAACCAAUAGUGAGAGUUGUGAUCCAGAGGCUGAGGCUGAAACUCAGUGUGGUGGUGAAAUCGAAUUUAAUCGGGUUGACUGUCUUGUGUGGGUAUUACAUGAAUCAGCUAGAAGCUUCUCCCUUGCAGUUGAAUCCCUCAAAUUGACUGGAACUGGCCCUGAGCUUGCCAUGGCCUGGGUUGGUAAGGAUGUACACGAAUGGCAUAAGCGGAUUUCUUAUCUGGUUGCUAUUUAUGCUCUGUUGAAGACAGCAAUUGAAGUAGAAGUUCUUCUCUCCCAGGAACGCCGUUGUAACCUUUCCCCUGUAAAAGAAAUCUUGACACCAAAGAUUGAUUUGAUUUGCGAGUACAUCGAAAAUCAAUUGAAUGCCAGGCAUUCUGAACUCGGAGAAUGGUUUAGGGACGUUGAACUGCCGCAUGUAACAGCAUUUUUCAUCCCUUUGUUAAAAAAGUGGUCCAUGGAGUAUGCUGGAAGUGGUGUCGCAGGGAUGGUUGUGGCUAUCAGCUGCUGUACUGCAGUGGGGAAAUUGGGUCCUAGGCGUGUCUCUUGUCCUUCGUCUACGUUUUCUGUUGAGGAUGUAAUGGUUGAGCUCAUGGAUCUUGCACACAGCUUUGUAUCCGUGGAAAAAUUGCAUCAAUUAGCUACUGAGGCAGGGUUUGAGUUAGAUUUCUUGUCCCAUUUUGGUAAAAAGGUCUUUCCAAGUAAGAAAAGUGAAGAGCUAGAAUUUUGGAUUGGAUUGGCUCAGAAGAAACUCUCAGUUGCAUUCCACGAAGUAACCGUUAUUUCAACAGGGACAUUCCCUGACAAGGUUCAAGCAGAUACUUUGGCUACUUUAGGACUUUUUGCAUAUCUUGGAGGGAGGACUAGAUUAUUCUUAUCAAGAAUGGGUAUAAAGGAUCUUGAUGAGCCAGUUAAGGACUUGCUCAGCUACUUGGAGUGCGGUAGCAUAUUUAUAUAUCCAGAAUUUUCUAACAUAUCCAUGUAUCAGUCCUUCAUGGAGGUAGUUACUGAUGAAAUUGGGUGGCUUGAUUUUUAUGCUCCAUUUCCUUCAGUAAGCAGUCAAGAGAGACGAAGAUCCAAGCAACAUGUCCUCCAAGCAGAAAAAGAGAUUGUUCUGUCCACAGUUUUUGCUGCGUGCUAUGAUGUUUACUCAGGAUUUGCUCACUUCACUCGUUCAACUCAACAGCUCUUGGACUCUGAUUUGUUAUCAUUCUUGUUGCAGAGUCAGGCCCUGUUAGCCUUUUGUUUGGAAGACUACUGGGCUGUUUAUGGUAAAUCAAGUGAAUUUCUAAGAACUAUAGAAAGUAGUGUUUAUGAUCCUGCACUCCCAUCAAUGAAAGCCAUUGGUACAACCAAGACUUCUCUAACCAUGGAUUCUCGACAAAUCCAUAGUAACUUAGUUGCGAACGGGCGUCCAAAUGAAGAGACUUUGCAUGGUGUUAGACUAACAAAGGGUACUUGCUCACCAGGAUCCGAAACAUCAAAUUCUACAGAGGAGAAUACUGUGAAACCAAGUCCUAUUCAUAAGAGUUUAAUAAAAAAGUACAGCACCAAGUUGGCAUCUGCUAGCUCUGAUAUAUGGAUGGGCACUCGCUUGCUGUUUGUAGACAUUAAGAGUGUUUUGGAGCUGUUGUUCAAACAAUUGAGCGGAUACAAGAUUACAAGGAGAGAGAACAAUAAAUUGAAAAGAACGCUUAAUGACAUGGCCUCACUUGUACCAAUUACAAUUCUAAUGCUACUUCCAGUAUCAGCUGUAGGUCACGCUGCCAUGCUAGCAGCAAUCAAAAAGUACAUGCCAUCCUUGAUCCCUUCACCUUAUUCUUCGGAGAGACUGGAUGUUGUGAAACAACUAAAGAGAACUAAGAAGAUGGAAGUAAGGAUAAGAAGCAACCCUGAUGAUCCUUCCUCCAAGAUAUCAUAAGAUAACAACUGUUUCAGGCUGAUUUUGAACGUUUAACACAGCUUCCAUUUUGACAAGCUGAUUAUGCUUUCUAUUACUUUGUGCAUUAUGCCCCUUUUGAAAGGGGUUUACAUAUGUGCGUGGUUUUACUAGCACAUGGGACAUUUUCUCAAAACAAGAACAAAUAAUAUCAACUUUCUAGGUUGGUCUAAAGGUUGAAGGCCCGUUCUCGAAACCAUUUCCGGUUGAUGUUUGGAAAUUAAAGAGGUCAGGCGGGUGGAAGAUGUACAAGUUAUUUUGGCUAAUGCCUCUAUAUGUUGCUAUAUUCAAUCUGUUAAAGAACUGAUUUAUAAUUUCAAACCCUUUGUAAAAAUAAACAAAUAAAUAAAUGAAGAGUGGCAUUUGACGAUU